Messenger RNA from Camellia sinensis, 954 nucleotides. Lineage: Eukaryota; Viridiplantae; Streptophyta; Magnoliopsida; Ericales; Theaceae. The record is from RefSeq and is a predicted model, not a curated record.
AUGGAUGAUGACCCUAUACAUGAUGCACCAGUUAUGGACAAUAUUGCUAUGAAUGAUGACCCUACUAGUGAUUAUGCUGACAUUAUUGAUGAAGAUAUCCUUACUCAGCCAUUUCUGGUAGGGCCAACUGAUCCAUCAAUCCUUAAAAGUUUUAAAAGUCAUGUUGGCGCAGCUAUUUGGAAUGGUACUGAUGAAAUGGGGCCCUUGAAGUGUCAUAAUUACUCAUCUAAGAUUCGUUCGUGGCCGUGGUGGGAACAAGGCAACAAUGUUACAUUUGUAAACAUUGUGGAGAUGUCAGGACUUGCACACUUAGCUUGUUGUACAUACCACUUUGUCAACAAAAUUGUAGUGUCUAAUUUGGUUGAGAAAUGGCAACCGAAGACAAACACCUUCCAUUUGACUCUUAGAGAGAUGACUAUUACAUUGGACGAUGUCGCCAAUAUCCUAGGGCUUCCCAUUGUAGGCAAAUCUAUUAGCGUGUGUAAGUUGUCAAAAAGGCGGACUAUUGCAUUAGUAGUUAGUACCCCUGAAAUUGAUGAGCAAGAGGUCAGACAUGAGAUGUCUAGUGUUAGAGGCAAUUCAGUGAGGCUUGAGUGGUUGAGGGCACACUUUCAUAAUGUUGUAGACAAUGAUUUAAUGCAAAGAAUUACAUGUGCAGGUAGAGCAUACUUGCUAUUUUUAUUGGGUUGUACACUUUUCAGUGACAAGACUGGUACUAGGGUCCCCGUUGUUUAUUUGAGUUUGUUGUCUAAUUUGACGGCCGUAUCUUUACAUGCUUGGGGUGCUGCUGCAUUGGCAUACUUAUGCAAACAGUUAGGGUACACUAGCAAGUCUGGCAUGAAACAAAUAGUCGGUUACAUGACACUCAUUGAUGGAUGGAUUUAUGAGCACUUUCAUGACAUGCCACAUGUUUACCAUUGGAAUUCUCGGAGAGAGUCUGGUGAACAGACAUAG